This is a messenger RNA of Colletotrichum fioriniae, 996 nucleotides long. NCBI's taxonomy places the organism in Eukaryota, Fungi, Ascomycota, Sordariomycetes, Glomerellales, Glomerellaceae. The record is from RefSeq and is a predicted model, not a curated record.
AUGAAGUGCAUUGGCAUCUUCCCCGGCUCAGGAGGCCUAGGCGGCAGCACCUACGAUUACCUCUUGAAACUUCUCCCCAGCGACCACAUUAUCCUCAUCAACCGGCACCCGGAGCGAGUACCCCAAGAACACAUUAAGAACGGCCUUCGCGCACGCAAAGCAUCAUACGAGUCGAGCCCCUCCGAUCUCGAGGCUGUGUUUGCCAGCAUCGAGGUGCUCUUCCUCAUUUCCUACCCAAGUCAUGUGCACGAGUACCGCAAAAAGGUGAGAAGCAAAAAGCUCAAGUUGAACUGGUCUGAAGACCAAGACGGGUGGCCUGACAAGAUUCACAGGUCCAACUACCAGUCGUCGAUGCAGCUCGUCGCGCAGGCUUCCCUAGCCUUCGGCGGCGACCUACAAGAUGAUUCCGUGGCGGAGGUAAUGCAAGCCCACCUCUCCACGGAGCGCCACCUAGCCUCCGCCGCGGCAUCGGAUCCGAGCUUCACCUACACGUCCAUCCGCGAGGGUCUCUACUCAGAAUCGUACCCAAUCUACACCUCCUUCUUUGACAUCAACUCCCCCUCCUCCUCAAAUGAGAUCCUCAUCCCGCAUGACGGCGCUGGCCCGGGCGUGGCGUGGGCGAAGCGCAGCGAGCUGGGAGAGGCGACAGCGAAACUUAUCGCGCAGUAUUCCUGGGACCCGGACCAAUUCCCUCACGUCAAUAAAAAGGUCCUACUCACGGGUCCGCGGGCCUGGUCUCUUGAGGAGACGGUAAGGGUGCUUGGGCGGACUGUCGGGAGGGGCGUGAGGAUCCGCGAGGUGAGCGUGGAUGAGUACGUGAAGCUGCCGCAGGUUUUGGCGAAGUUCGGGUCGGUGGAGAAGGCGAGAACGUGGGCGACAGCGUGGGAGGGGGUUCGGGCGGGAGAGACUUCCGUUGUUUCGGAGACGUUGAAGGAGGUUAUUGGGCGGGAUCCGGAGGAGUUUGAUGUCACGAUACAGAGACUGAAGCAAGCAUGA